GGACAGUUUAAGCAUAACCACCCUCCAUGGAUCUUCCUUACUAUCAUGGCUGCCUGACCAAGCCAGAGUGUGAAGCCCUGCUCCUCAAGGGAGGAGCAGACGGCAACUUUCUGAUAAGAGACAGCGAGUCUGUGCCUGGAGCCCUGUGCCUCUGUGUCUCGUUUAAAAAGCGUGUUUAUAACUACCGAAUCUUGAGAGAGAAACAUGGAUAUUACAUUAUGGAGGCUAAGCCCAGUACUUCAAAAGAGGUCUUUCCAACCCUAGAGGAAAUAAUCUUCAAAUUUAAAACACCAGGUCAAGGAAUGGUGGUUCAUCUUUCAAACCCAAUAAUGAGGAGCUUCUGCCCAAGAGAGAGAAGAUUGAAGCUAGAGCUGAAUGUUUAUGAGAACACUGAGGAGGAGUAUGUAAAUGUCCUACCUUGA
Molecule: messenger RNA, 422 nt
Organism: Rattus rattus (black rat)
Lineage: Eukaryota; Metazoa; Chordata; Mammalia; Rodentia; Muridae
Product: SH2 domain-containing protein 1B2-like
Exons: 4
Coding region: 27-422 (131 amino acids)
Source: RefSeq, a predicted model, not a curated record